AACAACAAAAAAAAAAGGGUCCGGUCGGUUCUGGAGUCUUUCAUAGCGAAUAAGAAAUCAGAAGAAACCCAGUAGAACUGAGAGAGAGAAUGGAAGGAGACGAGAUAGGCAUAGUUUUAUCAAGAGCUUCAGAACUUCGAUGGAAGAUUAACAAUUGCAUCAAUAACUCCAAUGAAAGAGAUGAUAAAGAAAAAGUAACUGAAACUGAAGGAGGCGUUGUUGAUACAACAUCAAAUCUUUCUCUCGAUGAUGAGUCUCUGUUGAACAUUCGUGAUGCCCUAGAUUCUCUUGAAGUACAACUCUCUUCUUUACAGGCUCUGCAACAGCAGCAGAAAUACGAGAGAGAAGUAAUUCUCGCUGAAAUUGAUCAGAGUCGUAAGAUUUUACUCGAGAAACUGAAUGAUUACAAAGGAGAAGAGUUGGAAGUGAUACAGGAAGCGUCUGCUUUUGCCAGUGAGACAGUUGAGCAUAGUGAUGAUCUCCUCCUUCCACCAUAUCCAAGUCGACCUCCAGACUCUCUAAUCUUAAAUAAAGGCUAUCCUUCAAAUUUCAAUCCUACACGUACGUCUACUCAAAAUGGGAUCAAUGGAGAAGACAAGAAAACUAGUGAGAUGGGCGAGAAACAAACUGCAUCCCCUGCUGAAAACUCAUCUAAGGGGCUGAAACAUAUCUUUGUUGCUGCCGCUAAAUCUGUGAUCACCAUUGUCAGUGUCAUAUCUUUGCUACGCCUUGCUGGUUUUCAGACAAGGAUGAGGAGGAGGAGCAGCGCUCAGUUCAAGAUUCCAAACCCAUUUCAGAAACCGGCAGCAGGGGAGAAGCAACGACUUAUUGAGUGCCCUCCUGGGAAAGUUCUGGUGAUAGAAAAUGGAGAACCUCGAUGCCUAGUUAAAGAAAGGGUUGAGAUACCAUUUGAGUCAGUUGUUACAGCCCCCAAUGUAAAUUACGGCUGUGGUUGAAAAGAAAGAUGAACGGUGUAGGGUCUUUUGCUGUAAAUUUUCCACUCUGAAUUUUUUUUAUCUUUUUUAAGGGAAUGAAAUUCCAGCCUUGAAUAGUAAUAAUAGACAAGGAACAGUUUGGUUUUCUUCUGCUGUGGAUCUUCAUUUCUUUGAAAUGUUUUGCUUUUUUUU
Messenger RNA from Papaver somniferum (opium poppy), 1127 nucleotides. RefSeq names its product plastid division protein PDV2-like. Bases 90 to 956 code for a protein of 288 amino acids. NCBI's taxonomy places the organism in Eukaryota, Viridiplantae, Streptophyta, Magnoliopsida, Ranunculales, Papaveraceae. The transcript is spliced from 2 exons. Gene Ontology annotation, biological process: chloroplast fission. The record is from RefSeq and is a predicted model, not a curated record.